GUAAUGAGAAACUGCUGUUCCUCAGCUGAUAUGAGGCACCCACUCCGCGACUGCCUCUUCAGUGAGACUGAGAGGACCGAAGCCCACCGCCUCAGUUUGCCGUGAACAGCUUAGCAUUACGAAUCAAAGAUGUUAGACAACGAGGAGAUCUUGUUGGAUACCCAUCCGCGGGAGCUCACGCAGAAUCCGCUUAAGAAGAUCUGGAUGCCGCACAGGAAUGGCCACAUUGCGCACAGACGUGUAUGUAUGACAAACUGUCCAACCCUCAUUGUGACCGUUGGACUUCCAGCCCGAGGGAAGACUUACAUUUCAAAGAAGCUAACUCGUUACUUGAACUGGAUAGGCGUGCCAACCAAAGAGUUCAACGUUGGCGAUUAUCGGAGGGAGUGCCUGAAGAUCUACAAGUCCUUCGAGUUUUUUCGGCCAGACAAUGAGGAAGGUGUUAAAAUCAGAUGGCAGUGUGCUAUGUCAGCGCUGAAUGAUGUCCGUCAGUACCUGAGUGUUGAAGGAGGACAGGUUGCUGUGUUUGACGCCACAAACACAACAAGAGAAAGAAGAGGAACUAUCAUGAAGUUCGCUGAGCAGAAUGGAUUCAAAGUGUUCUUUGUGGAGUCUGUGUGUGAAGACCCAGAGGUCAUUGCUCAAAAUAUUGUGCAAGUUAAGCUAGGGAACCCUGACUACAUCCACUGUAGUUCAGAGGAGGCCGUUGAAGACUUCAUGGAAAGAAUCAAGUGUUACGAGUCCUCCUACCAGCCUUUGGAUGAGGAUCUCGAUAGCGACGUGUCGUACAUAAAGAUCAUGGACGUGGGUCGUCGUUACCUAGUGAACCGUGUCGUUGACCACAUCCAAAGCCGGAUUGUCUACUACCUGAUGAACAUCCACAUCACUCCGCGCUCCAUCUACCUCUGUCGCCACGGUGAGAGUGACCUCAACAUCAAGGGACGAAUCGGGGGAGACUCUGGCUUGUCCGAUCGAGGAAAAGAGUAUGCCAAACGUCUGAGGCACUUCAUCGAGGAACAGAAAAUCAAUGAUCUAAAAGUUUGGACCAGUCAGAUGAAGAGAACGAUCCAGACAGCGGAGUGCCUUGGAGUGCCGUAUGAACAGUGGAAAUCUCUAAAUGAAAUUGAUGCUGGUGUCUGUGAAGAAAUGAUGUACGAGGAGAUCCAAGAACAUUUCCCUCUAGAGUUUGCUCUGAGAGACCAAGACAAGUACCGCUACCGCUAUCCAAAGGGAGAGUCGUAUGAAGACUUGGUUCAGCGGCUGGAGCCUGUGAUCAUGGAGCUGGAGAGACAGGAGAACGUUCUGGUCAUUUGUCACCAGGCUGUCAUGCGCUGUCUUCUUGCAUAUUUUCUGGACAAAACGUCAAGUGAGCUGCCUUAUCUCAAGUGUCCCUUGCACACCGUGUUGAAGUUGACACCCGUUGCUUAUGGAUGUAAGGUGGAGUCUGUGUACUUGGGCGUGGAUUCUGUGAACACACACAGAGACAGGCCAGAGAACGUGAAUGUGCAGCGCAGCACUGAAGACGCUCUGCAGACGGUUCCGGCUCAUCUCUAAUUUCAGCGACUCCUGUUUUACCCGAGAACCCAUCCAACUGUCAGUUUAGGGACCUCCGGACAUCAAUGUGAAAAAGUGCCGUUCAGCAGAAGUACUGCAUCAUUUCUCUGGACUCCUUAUACUAUGACUGUCUGUUGAGGCAAACUAAAAGCUUCUUUAAAAAAACAAAAUCUGUGGAUCUACAGUUACUGGUGCUCUGAUGUUCAGCAUCGUUUCCAUGAUUACAGUCCAUAUCCACUUCAUACCAAAACUGUUCAUGCAUACAUUUUAUUUUCCACCAAACCUGUGGUAACUGUAUUUUAACUAUUUUUAAUGUGUUUUCUUUAAAAUAAAGGGACACAAAAAGACCGUGCAUGAAGCACCCAACAUAAAUAAAACAAACAUUCCAGUGGUGUAUAGAAAACAGCUGGCACUUUGUAAAUGCACAAGUAUUUUGGUUUAAACUGUGUUUGGAGUGAUGACUGUAGGGAAACCAAAUAUGAUUUUUGGUGUUUUUAACCUGCUAAUAUGAUGAAUCAGUCAUAUUCCUUUACUUCAGGUAUUUUUUAAACCCAUCGACAGUAUCUGCCACAACUUCAAACACCUGUAUUUUGUCAGGAGUAUGAGCUACGGUACUGUGUUCGUAAACAAGUCUCUGGUGUUUAAACUACCUGUGUUAUAUGAAGUAAUACACAUUGUACAUGUUUAACAAUCAGCUGUGAAUUUAUGUUUAAUAUUUGCAGUAAAAACAAAUAAGUUCAUUUGUGACGAGCAAUAAAUGAAUGAGUCACUAAAA
Molecule: messenger RNA, 2329 nt
Organism: Nothobranchius furzeri (turquoise killifish)
Lineage: Eukaryota; Metazoa; Chordata; Actinopteri; Cyprinodontiformes; Nothobranchiidae
Gene: pfkfb4b
Product: 6-phosphofructo-2-kinase/fructose-2,6-biphosphatase 4b
Biological process (GO): fructose 2,6-bisphosphate metabolic process; fructose metabolic process
Cellular component (GO): cytosol
Molecular function (GO): ATP binding; fructose-2,6-bisphosphate 2-phosphatase activity; 6-phosphofructo-2-kinase activity
Source: RefSeq, a predicted model, not a curated record